Molecule: messenger RNA, 2300 nt
Organism: Mesocricetus auratus (golden hamster)
Lineage: Eukaryota; Metazoa; Chordata; Mammalia; Rodentia; Cricetidae
Gene: Hoxa1
Product: homeobox A1
Exons: 2
Coding region: 139-1155 (338 amino acids)
Biological process (GO): regulation of transcription by RNA polymerase II
Cellular component (GO): nucleus
Molecular function (GO): RNA polymerase II cis-regulatory region sequence-specific DNA binding; DNA-binding transcription factor activity, RNA polymerase II-specific
Source: RefSeq, a predicted model, not a curated record
CCUUGAGCCCUCCGCCUUCCCGCCCCGCCUCUUGCGCACUGUACAUUCAUAUCAUUUUUCUUCUCUGGUCCCAUGGAGGAAGUGAGAAAGUUGGCACGGUCACCCAGGGCUUCGCAGGACCCAGUCACUCAGUGACAGAUGGACAAUGCAAGAAUGAGCUCCUUCCUGGAAUACCCCAUCCUUGGCAGUGGCGACUCCGGGACCUGCUCUGCGCGAGCCUACCCCUCUGACCAUGGGAUUACAACUUUCCAAUCGUGCGCGGUCAGUGCCAACAGCUGCGGCGGCGACGACCGCUUCCUAGUGGGCAGGGGGGUGCAGAUCAGCUCUCCCCACCACCACCACCACCACCACCACCACCAUCACCACCCCCAGCCGGCUACUUACCAGACUUCUGGGAGCCUGGGGGUUUCCUACUCCCACUCGAGUUGUGGUCCAAGCUAUGGCGCGCAGAACUUCAGUGCGCCUUAUGGCCCCUAUGGAUUAAAUCAGGAAGCAGACGUAAGUGGUGGGUACUCCCCGUGCGCUCCCGCUGUUUACUCUGGAAACCUCUCAUCUCCCAUGGUCCAGCAUCACCACCACCACCACCAGGGUUAUGCUGGGGGCACGGUGGGCUCGCCUCAGUACAUUCACCACUCUUAUGGACAAGAGCACCAGAGCCUGGCCCUGGCCACGUAUAAUAACUCCUUAUCCCCUCUCCACGCCAGCCACCAAGAAGCCUGUCGCUCCCCUGCUUCAGAGACACCUUCUCCAGCACAGACCUUUGACUGGAUGAAAGUUAAAAGAAACCCUCCCAAAACAGGGAAAGUUGGAGAGUAUGGCUAUGUGGGUCAGCCCAACGCAGUGCGCACCAACUUCACCACCAAGCAGCUCACCGAGCUGGAGAAGGAGUUCCACUUCAACAAGUACCUGACACGAGCGCGCAGGGUAGAGAUAGCCGCGUCCCUGCAGCUCAACGAGACCCAGGUGAAGAUCUGGUUCCAGAAUCGCCGCAUGAAGCAGAAGAAGCGUGAGAAGGAGGGGCUCCUGCCCAUCUCUCCAGCCACUCCUCCUGGAAGCGACGAGAAAGCUGAAGAAUCUUCUGAGAAAUCCAGCUCCUCGCCCUGUGUUCCUUCUCCGGCAUCAUCUACCUCAGACACCCUGACUACCCCUCAUUGAGGUCACUCCAGCCCAACUCCGCAGUCCAGGCUUCUCCCUGGGCUGGGGUUUCUUACCCAAAGCACAUCUUUAGCUUAUCUUUCUUUCUUUACAGUAUCUCUUUUCCUUUCUGGUUCAUUCCAGGGAGCUCUUGGCCAAGAUAAUGUAGUUCCAGAAAAUUCUGGAGACUUGGUUGGAAGUUAAAUCCUUAAUCCACAUCGGGUGCCCAUAUCAAUUUCCGGUGGCCCCCAACAUUCCUUCCUCACUGUUGUGAGAGCUUUCUUCUCACACAAUCUAUGGUUCUUUUCAGAUGUCCUUCGGAGGACAGCUCCCUUCGCCAGCAGGCAUUUGCGGAAGGGAAGCACCUCAUCUUUUAUCUGUGUAUUGUUCUUCUCUACCUGGCUCUUAAGUAGGACACACACACAAAAAGAGAGUAUCCGAAGGCUCAUGAAGAAGAGAUUCACUGAAUGUGUUUACACAAUUAAUCCACCCCUUAACUUUAUUGAUUUCAUAUGUGUGAGUUUGCUGGCUCUUAAUGCUUUCUCUCGAGAGAUUUAUCUUUAUACAGAUUUUCUAGAAAUAUGUACAACUAUAUCAAGCAGGGUGGGCAAACUCCCAAAACUGGUCCAGUUUAUGUGUGAUUAUGGGUGAAAAGGGGGAGGAAAUCCUCUCAUUCAAACAGAACCAGAUGCCUCAGAAGGUAGCUUCAAUUUGUUCUUGCAAAGUCAAGAAGGCUUGAGAAGCCCAAAGUUCAGAAGCUUUGCUGUGCCAAUUCUUCCCAAACUACCGAUUUCUUCUUGCUUCUCUGGCCACCCUCCAUUUAAAAAGUGUGCUGGAUUAUUUGUAACCUAAAGGUACUCUUUUCAAUCACCCUUUCUUUCCACAGCUAUCUUGGCUGGAUACAAUGUAUUUUCAGCUAAUUGUUAAUGUGAUGGCACAAUGAAUGUAUAUUUUGUGUGAUUCGUGAAUAGUCUUCUGCAUGUCGCACAAUGUUUUGAUGUCCCUGAAGUACCACACUGAGUUCUAUCAGUUAUCCUUUGUGAGUCUAUGAUAGCCCCCCUUUCCUGUACAAUCAUGAACAGCUCUGAGAUCCUGGAGGGUUGUGAUCCAGAGCAGAGUUUACGGGUCUUAAGAUGUCUGUAAUAAAAAUAUUCAAGUUUCGGGUA